This is a messenger RNA of Suillus clintonianus, 721 nucleotides long. RefSeq lists its product as uncharacterized. The record is from RefSeq and is a predicted model, not a curated record. Lineage: Eukaryota; Fungi; Basidiomycota; Agaricomycetes; Boletales; Suillaceae. The transcript has a single exon. The coding region runs from base 131 to 325 and encodes 64 amino acids.
CGAACCGUGACAAAGUAUUUAAGUUCUGCUCUCGACUAUGUACCUUAUAAGUAAGUAGCGCCUUCUUUUGAUGUCCAUUCAUUUCAUUAUUACCAAGUACUCUUUGCCGCUUGGGCACUGUUAGCACAUCAUGGUUCACGUCCGCAUAAACGAGCGUGAAGCUAACCCGAAUCCGCACGUUAACUUUGUUUCCGUCCUGCCUAUGAUCGAUGCCACCCUCGAGGACGACGCUCGGCAACUUAUGCGGGCACUGGCCGCGCAGGUGAGGCCGGUCAUGAAGGAUCACGGUCUCACCGUGAACAGCUUGGAAGAGGUGUGUAUCUGAGUGCUUGUGUCCUUGGGCGCGGCGACGAUCGGUUGUGGGACUGGUGGAGCAGCAGUCUUUGCAGUGCGAUGUCGAGCACGGGUAGUCUUGUUCGGAUUGGUCGUUGACCAAGUGUGAACAUUUUUCAGGUAAGCUGGCGCAUUGUUCAGUUGAGUAGGGAAUGGACGAGAGAAGGAAAUGAACCUUUGGAUGUUGAUUGUUGGGGUGCGGGAGAGACGUAGUGCUAGAACUGGUUUGUGGGGUUGUUGGCUGCGUUGGAGAGCUGCGUGAUGCGCCCUGGCAUGCGGCUGCAUCACGGGUAGCUUUGUCAACGACAAAUAGGGCGGCCACGUCAACUUGACCGUCAACAGGGCCCUUGAGAGAGGCGGAAGAAGGAAUAGUAGAAGCGGUAGCAGU